AUGAAGACAAUUACGGCAAUCAUACCCAAAGGAACUGUCGAGAAGGCAGUACAGGCCAUUACUUCCCAGGACUUUUCCCUGCAGGGAGAUAUCGCCCUAUUUGGCAACCCGGACCUUACUGCCACGCUGAAAGUGUGGCAAGGCCCAUUACCUCCCAGCGUGACUGGGUCUGUCAGCCUGAUUCCCUGUGCCGAGCUGGCCACGCUGAAGCAGGACCAGCUUCGCCUCUCGUUGGUAGCCCCCGGGCUUGCAGGCACCUCAUUUGAUGACAUUGUGUUUCAGAAGGCGCAGAUCUUCCAUCAGAACUGCGCCAUCGAUCCGAAGCGAAGUGUGGGGUGGAACAUUGAUGCCGACUGGGUCAUCGACGCCUCAUGCGGUACACUGCAUGCCGUCCUGGUCCGCCUGCUCGGCGUCGACCGGCCGACAUUGCGGAUGCACGGAGAGUUGGGGCCAAGCCAGAAGUGGACCGCCCUUCUCGACUUCCAGAGCAUCACGCUGGAGGGGCAGUUCGCCGGCCUCGACGUUGUCCGCAGCGCACCUGCCGGCCUGCAGUUCACAACGCUCGGGGUCCGGCUCCUUGGAGCCCCGGGCGUCCCAGGUAACGCCAUGAAAUACAGCUAUGCUGCUUUUGGAACACUGCACCUCGACAUCCCGGAGUCGACGGCACCGCUGGAGCUAAGCUACGACAUCCAUGAAGCCAACGGCGAGGCUAUACUUCAGGCACAACUAGGAUCGGCUUGGUCUAAUGCUUUUGGUGUCACCGGGCUAACUAUAUCCACGGCGUCUUUCACCACCAAGUUAUCCGUCGAGUCGCCAUGGGAACACGCCGAAUUUGAUGUAUCUGCUUCUUUCAAGCACAAGGACACUCAAAUCGACUUUCAGGGAACGUAUGCACCUGGCGGCGCCUUUGACCUGAAAGCAACAGUCGCUCCAUUUGACAUCAGUAUCAUUGGUAACGUCUUCGAUGCCUUCCAUGGCUGUGCAAUUUCAGUCCCCGAUAUCGAUGUCAAGAUCCAGUCUGCCACAUUUUCCAUCGUGUCUGGAAAGGGACUAGAAGUCCACCUGAACAAUGUCGAGCUGGCCGACCACACUGCAGCCACUGCUGUUCUGACAGAUAGCCCAGACGGCGUUGUCAUUCGCGGAGAUCUGGGAGACAAGGUCGAGCUGGACGAUGUCCUGCUGAAGAAUGCCUAUAUCCAGGUGACUCUACCAUCCUCAUCUAAUCAAGACAAACGCGGAUCCGAUGCUGUUUUGGGUGGCCAGGUGGAGGUCCUGAAGGGACUUGACGUUGAUAGCACAGCCCACCUGUACCAGAAUAAGAACAAGACCGGAUACGAAUGGGCGAUGGUGGCAGACUUGACACCAAAGGAGAACGACGCUUGGGAACUAUCAAAGUUGGUCCCAGAGGUGCACGGCACGCCCCUAGACCUGAGUCUCACUAAGGUGGUAUUUACUGCAGCCUCCCAGGACAAUCCAGAGGUGGGAAGCACACUUGGUAGCAACUACUCCAUCCAGAAGGGAAUUCAGUUUCACGGAACAGUGUCUGGUGGCAUCUUAGCCUUGGAUUCACUUACGCGCAAGUCGCAUGAAGGGCUCAGCAUGCGUGCCGGGCCGUCCUCGAAGGGAUUCGACAUUGAGCUCUUCACCCCGUCUGAGACUUGUAUCUCACUCGGCAACGGACUGAUGACCACGCCCAUCGUGCUGAAGAUAGAGACCCAGCCAUCUGUACGUCUGAUGGUUUCUGCCGGACUCAGCAUCAAAUUGUCAGAGUCCGGCGAGCCUCUGAACUUUGGCGUGACAUUUGAUGCCGGUGUAAACAGUGCCUCGGCAACAGGUGAGAUGGCAGGCUGGUGGGCCAAUCCAUGCAACGCUGGCCAGAAUGUCAAGCUGGGGCCAAGCUUGGCACUGGAUCUCGAGAUCAUCUAUGCUCAGUUUGUUUCCACCGGAACCGUAAGCGGAUUUGGGCUGCGAGGCGGCAUCAUGAUCGGCAAGACAGAGGCCCAGUGUGCCAUGCAGAUCAGCGAAGACCCUAUGCGAGACAUGCUUUCGGCCGAGGUUGGAGCAUUGACGCUGGAGGAUCUGACCUCGUUUCACUGCGAUGUCACAGGAGUCUCUAUCCCUACGCCUCCUGGUGGCUGCAUGACAUUCGAGAAGGUAAAGCUCUACAUCUGCCCUGCUGGAACGACACUUGGCACGGUCAGCUAUCCGCAAGGCUGUUCCUUUAUGGCCGACAUGAUCUUCUUUGGCAAACGUGCCGAUAUUGCAUGCUCUAUGAGCAAAACAGAAGGAAUUUGCAUCCAAGGCGGUGUCGACAACUUCGAGCUUGGCCCGCUUACGGUGAGAGGAAAGACCGGACCACGAGCCACGCUGGAUUGCACCCUCGGCCCAUCAUCGCAGCACAUUCUUGUUGAUGGUGUUGCCACAUUUCUCGAGGACGAUGUCGAAGUCCACGUCGACAUUAGCACGUUACCAGAACAGGCGGUCACCUUUUCCAUGAAUGUCACUUUUGCCGACGAACUGAAGUUUGAUCUUCACGCUUCAAUGCACGGCCAUCUGGCCUUUGACCGCAGUUUGUUGGACGCAGAUUUUGCCCUUGAAGCUGAGUUGGAGCAGCAUAUUAUUGAGCACAUCCAGACACAUCUCCUUGAAGAGCUGAAGAAAGCUCACCAUGCUCCGGCUGCCGGCAUCGACGCCGCAGACAAGACCCUACAGACAGAGAAGCAGAAGGUGGAGGACAGCAUUCAGACGGCAAAGAAGGACGUGGGUGACACAUGCCAGACAUGGGAGUCGAAGCAGAAGGAAGUCACCAGCACGGCUGGGUCCACUGUCGAGACCUACCAAAAGGAGGUCAGCCGUCUCGAAGAUGACGUCAAGGCAGCCCGCAACAAGUACAACGAGGCCGUGGCGGCGGCCGAGCAGGACGUGAAGAAGGCCAACAGCGAUCGGGAGGAAGCGAUGAAGGCAGCAAAGAGCGACCUCGAAAAGGCCCAGAACGAGGCAACUCAGGCCAUUGCUGCAGCACAAAAAGCAGUGGACGAUGCCCAAGCCGACGUGGACCGCCUGUUUGGAGCCGCCCGGGGCAAUAUCGACGCGGCAGAGGCAAAGGUGCAGACGCUGCAGAAAUACAUGGACGCGCAAUGGGAGACGGUGUACGCCUACGAGACGCCGUCCUGGUACGAAGCCUGGAAGCUGGCCCUGGUUCCGAGCCUCAUGGUGCCCAUCGCAGCACUCAAGGCAGCCAAGGUGAUUGCGGACGGCACGCUGGAGUCUGCCAAGGCCGUCCUGUACUCGACCGAAUAUGUCGAGAAGCAGACGUUGCUAGCCGCAGCCAACAGCGCGCUCGAGGCAGCCAAGGCCACCAGCGAUGAGGCCAUCGAGGCAGCGAGCGCAUCUAUGAACGCGGCCGACGAGACGUCGCGUGUUGCCGUCAGCGCGUCUACCGAAGCCAUGGACGCCGCGCGCCAGGGCGUCGCCUAUGGAGUCCUGCAGUCCGCCAUUCUUCGCCUAAACGACUACAAGAGGCACAACGAGGAAUCCUACCAGGCGGCCUCCCAAACCGUCAACGAAUUGGAAAACUGCCUUGAGCAUGUCGCACACGAGUCCGCUAAGGCCGCCUUGUCCGCAGUCGAGAGUGCGGCGACAGAGAGCAUAGAUGUCGCCCAGAAGGCGCUCGACGAAGCCCAUGAGGCUGGCGACUUCGCCCUCGACAUCGCCGGCAAGAUUGCAGAAGAAUCCUUGCAGACCGUGGAUAUCCGUCACGUGCACAUCUCGGGCAGCCUCCGCGGUCUCGUCACGUGCGACAACAGCACGCCGUUGCAGGCCCACGUUGAAGUCGUCCUCCUCGGCCAUGCCAUGCCAGUGAUCGAUGUCACCUACGACCCGAAGGAUUCGAUGGCGUUGGUCACGAGCAUCUUUGAAGAGGUGUGGAAAAACAUUGACAUACUCAAAUGA
Grosmannia clavigera kw1407 is the source of this 3951-nucleotide messenger RNA. RefSeq lists its product as uncharacterized. Bases 1 to 3951 code for a protein of 1316 amino acids. NCBI's taxonomy places the organism in Eukaryota, Fungi, Ascomycota, Sordariomycetes, Ophiostomatales, Ophiostomataceae. The record is from RefSeq and is a predicted model, not a curated record. The transcript has 8 exons.